Messenger RNA from Saccostrea cuccullata (small rock oyster), 1113 nucleotides. RefSeq lists its product as uncharacterized. The coding region runs from base 32 to 595 and encodes 187 amino acids. The transcript is spliced from 5 exons. The record is from RefSeq and is a predicted model, not a curated record. Lineage: Eukaryota; Metazoa; Mollusca; Bivalvia; Ostreida; Ostreidae.
AUUAUACCAAAGCAAGAGUAUAAAGCUGAAAAUGAUAGAAAAUCACCAUUUCUCAAUAAUUAUACUAUUAAUAGCAUCGUUUGUUUCAAACGUAACUACAUUUGGAACAUGUGAGAUAUCUAUAUUAACAAUGCAAUAUGUUGCAAAAUGUCCAGAAGAUAAGGAGUCGUGGACGAGAGCAGCAGAAAAAUUAAAUUGUUCGUCUAUUCCUCAGUCGUGUGCAGAAUCAAUGGGACCCUCUUUUAAUAUUCAGAAUUAUAUUUUUCAAUACCAUUGUGUUAUAAACACUUGGCGAAAUGCAACUAUGGAAGUGUGUGCAUUGAAUCGUACAAUAUUAGGUUUUUGUGCUGAGUUUAAUGUUCAAGGAGCGAUUAUACAAGAUAACUACGAUGCAGAGUGUACAACACAUACACCUUCUUGUCCAUCAAGUUAUAAUUCAGCUGAGGCAUUUAAAUAUCCGUCAUGCUAUGAGAUGGCAAAAAGAAACAGAAUAACAAAUACCAAAACAAUAGAGGAAGAAUUCCACGCUUCAUCAACUUCGAGAUUUGUCCUUAGUUCAUUUCUCACGAUGCUCUGCUUAUUUAGAAGUAUAUAGGGGUUCUUGAAUAACCGGAACGAAGAAGAAGUUUACCUUCAAAAGUCAUGCUCAACAUUCCUGCAACAAACUUGGGGAAGAUCAAUGGACUUAAAAGAAGGAGCAGUUGUUUACUACACGAUCUCCAUCUAAAAUAUCAAUUCAUCAAAAUAUCAAAUCAAUGGCAUUGGUAAUAUAUUAAUGAUCAUAAUGAUUGUAUAUUUGGCAAGAGAAUGCUUGUAUGUGAAAAAUCGAUGUUUUUUGUUUUUUUUUUUUAUAGAAUGUGUUACAAUUUCGUAAAUUGAAAAAUGUUUAAGGCAUUAUGUAAAGAAUUCUAUUUUAUAUACGGGUAUGUACACAAAGUGUUGAAUCGGUUGUAAUCUAAUGUUAUGUGAGUAUCCAGGUACAUUACUAUUGCAUAUACUUAAGAGCUUGUAUUUUAAAAUCAUAUACCAUACAUUUCCUCUCAAAAUGAAUAAGUUGAUAAAAGUGCCAAAGUUAUUAUAUUUUCCCAAUGCGUUUUUUGCCAAUUUAUGUGU